Messenger RNA from Herpailurus yagouaroundi (jaguarundi), 2108 nucleotides. It is a transcript of the gene CAMK2B, whose product is annotated as calcium/calmodulin dependent protein kinase II beta. Gene Ontology annotation, molecular function: calcium/calmodulin-dependent protein kinase activity; ATP binding; calmodulin binding. The record is from RefSeq and is a predicted model, not a curated record. Lineage: Eukaryota; Metazoa; Chordata; Mammalia; Carnivora; Felidae. The coding region runs from base 35 to 1882 and encodes 615 amino acids. The transcript is spliced from 23 exons. Gene Ontology annotation, biological process: protein phosphorylation.
GCCCCCCGGUCUGGUGCCAAGGGCCUGAGGGCGCAUGCUAGGAGGCCCCAGGCAGGCCCUCAGCCCAGCUGACCCUGAAGGACACUGGGGUGUCCCCCAGGCCAGGGAAAGGGUCCCUGUCAGGGGGGCUUUCUCUGUGGUCCGGCGCUGUGUCAAGCUCUGCACUGGUCAUGAGUACGCAGCAAAGAUCAUCAACACCAAGAAGCUGUCAGCCAGAGAUCACCAGAAGCUGGAGAGAGAGGCUCGAAUCUGCCGCCUUCUGAAACAUUCCAACAUUGUGCGUCUCCACGACAGCAUCUCUGAAGAGGGGUUCCACUACCUGGUCUUUGAUCUGGUGACAGGUGGGGAGCUCUUCGAGGACAUCGUGGCCAGAGAGUACUACAGCGAGGCGGAUGCCAGUCACUGCAUCCAGCAGAUCCUGGAGGCGGUUCUCCAUUGCCACCAAAUGGGGGUCGUCCACAGGGACCUCAAGCCUGAGAACCUGCUCCUGGCCAGCAAGUGCAAAGGGGCUGCAGUGAAGCUGGCGGACUUCGGCCUGGCCAUCGAGGUGCAGGGGGACCAGCAGGCUUGGUUUGGGUUCGCUGGCACGCCAGGCUACCUGUCCCCAGAGGUCCUGCGCAAGGAAGCAUAUGGCAAGCCGGUGGACAUCUGGGCGUGCGGGGUGAUCCUGUACAUCCUGCUUGUGGGCUACCCGCCCUUCUGGGACGAGGACCAGCACAAGCUGUACCAGCAGAUCAAGGCGGGGGCCUAUGAUUUUCCAUCCCCCGAGUGGGACACCGUCACUCCUGAAGCCAAAAACCUCAUCAACCAGAUGCUGACCAUCAACCCCGCCAAGCGCAUUACCGCACACGAGGCGCUGAAGCACCCAUGGGUCUGCCAACGCUCCACUGUGGCCUCUAUGAUGCACAGGCAGGAGACUGUGGAGUGCCUGAAGAAGUUCAAUGCCCGAAGAAAGCUCAAGGGUGCCAUCCUCACCACUAUGCUGGCCACAAGAAAUUUCUCAGUGGGCAGACAGACCACCGCUCCAGCCACAAUGUCCACCGCGGCCUCCGGCACCACCAUGGGGCUGGUGGAACAAGCCAAGAGCUUACUCAACAAGAAAGCGGACGCGGUGAAGCCCCAGACGAACAGCACCAAAAACAGUGCAGCUGUGACCAGCCCUAAGGGGACACUCCCUCCAGCCGCCCUGGAGCCUCAAACCACCGUCAUUCAUAACCCUGUGGACGGGAUCAAGGAGUCGUCGGACAGCACCCACACCACCAUAGAGGACGAAGACACAAAAGCCCUCAGGGUCCCUGACGUCCUGAGCUCCACGAGGAGGGGCUCGGGGGCCCUGGAAGCUGAAGGCCCCCUGCCCACUCUGUCCCCCAGGCUCUCUGACAUCCUGAACACAGUGAAGAGGGGCUCAGGGGCUCUGGAAGUCCAGGGCCCCCCAUCCUGCCCAUCUUCGGCUCUCCCAGGCCCCCUGCCCACCCCAUCGCGGAAGCAGGAGGUCAUCAAGAUCACGGAGCAGCUCAUCGAGGCGGUCAACAGCGGGGACUUCGAAGCCUACGCGAAAAUCUGUGACCCAGGCCUGACCUCGUUCGAGCCUGAAGCCCUGGGCAAUCUGGUGGAAGGGAUGGAUUUCCACAGAUUCUACUUCGAGAACCUGCUCGCCAAGAACAGCAAGCCCAUCCACACGACCAUACUGAACCCGCACGUGCACGUCAUCGGGGAGGACGCUGCAUGCAUCGCCUACAUCCGCCUCACGCAGUACAUCGACGGGCAGGGCCGGCCCCGCACCAGCCAGUCCGAGGAGACACGCGUGUGGCAUCGCCGUGACGGCAAGUGGCAGAACGUGCACUUCCACUGCUCGGGCGCGCCCGUGGCCCCGCUGCAGUGAAGAGCCGCGGCCGGCGUCGCGGGACAGACUCGGUGUUUGGAGCCCGGCCGCCAAGGUGGCCUGCCUGUCGCAUGUUUGUGUCUGCCUCGUUCCUCCCCUGGUGCCUGUGUCUGCAGAAAACCAAGACCGGAUGUGAUUUCUUUUUAACAACAAGACGACAACAACCACAGAAACAAUUGAUGUUGGAUGAAACGGGGAAAAAAAAAAAAAAAAAAGGAAAAAGCUG